AUGGCCGGACCCAGUGACAAGGCGCGUUUCUACCUCGAGCAGUCGGCGACCGAGCUGAACGAGCUUGAGCGCAAGAAAAUCUUCACACGGGAAGAAAUCAGCUCCAUAGCGAAGAAGCGCUCGGAUUUCGAGCACAUUAUCAAUGCACGCGGCUCGCACCCCGAAGACUACAUGCGAUACAUUGAGUUCGAGAAGAACGUCGACGCCCUCCGCCGCAAACGAAUAAAGCGCCUGGGUGUACGGUACAAGGGCUCUGGUCAGCGCACCAUCUACUUCCUCUACAACCGGGCGACGCGCAAGUUCUCGGGUGACCUGGUGCUAUGGAUGCAGUAUAUCGACUUUGCGCGCAAAGACAAGGCAUACAAGCGGCUGAACGACAUCUUCACAUCUGUCGCUCGACUCCACCCCACCAAGCCCGACAUAUGGAUCCUCGCGGCCAACUACUUCAUGGAUACGCAGGCGGACAUUACGAAUGCGCGAAGCUACAUGCAGCGAGGACUACGCUUCUGCAAGAACUCCGAGGUUAUGUGGCUGGAAUACGCAAAGCUGGAGACCAUUUACGUUGGCAAGAUCGCUGGUCGGCGCAAGAUUCUCGGUCUGGACAUUGAUCGUACAAAGAAGCCAGGCACAGACGAGGACGGCGACGAAGACAUGAUUGCGCUUCCGGAAGUGACGGCAGAAGAUGUAAACCCCAGCCUGAAGCAGGACGAUGGUGUGGACGAGGUGGCGCUGCAGAACCUGGCGUCUGCGCCAGUGCUCACUGGUGCUAUCCCACUGGCAGUCUUUGACUCCGCCAUGAAGCAGUUCCAGGGCAAGCCCAAACUCGCGGAGAAGUUCUUCGACAUGUUUGCCGAGUUUAGUCAGCUAGCCUGCAUACCACGCAUCUUGCAGCACGUGCUAGAUUACCUGCAAGAGAACUCUCCCCAUGCCGUUGAAACUGCCAUCUGCAGGUUCCGCAUGCUGCUAUUUGGCUGCGACCCAAGCGACCCGGAGAUUGCCCUUGCAUUGAGCAAGGCCCUGGACUUGAUAAGCUCUACCGUUCAGCAACAUCCCAAGGAGAUUGCCUCCAUCUCCGAAGUCGCUGUUCGACAAUUGUUAUCUCUGCAUCGGUUACUCGCGGAUAGCGAUUCGUCCUUGCAGAAGGCGUCGCGUGCAGCACUCCGCAAGUAUGUGCGAGCGAUGGAAGACGGUCAAGGAUCCGGCGAUCAGGUUGCUAGAUUGGGCGAAUUGCUGCGGAAGCAAGGGAAGAAAGACGAAGCAAAGUUGCUAUCUCAGACAGGCAUCAAGUACUGGGCUGCGAAUGAAACGCUCCAGAAACUUUCUGCCGUCACGGAAACGUGA
This is a messenger RNA of Alternaria ethzedia, 1341 nucleotides long. RefSeq lists its product as uncharacterized. The transcript has 2 exons. Gene Ontology annotation, biological process: maturation of SSU-rRNA from tricistronic rRNA transcript (SSU-rRNA, 5.8S rRNA, LSU-rRNA). Bases 1 to 1341 code for a protein of 446 amino acids. Lineage: Eukaryota; Fungi; Ascomycota; Dothideomycetes; Pleosporales; Pleosporaceae. The record is from RefSeq and is a predicted model, not a curated record. Gene Ontology annotation, cellular component: Pwp2p-containing subcomplex of 90S preribosome; small-subunit processome. Gene Ontology annotation, molecular function: protein binding; snoRNA binding.